This is a messenger RNA of Vombatus ursinus (common wombat), 3077 nucleotides long. RefSeq names its product achaete-scute family bHLH transcription factor 3 (gene ASCL3). Bases 175 to 717 code for a protein of 180 amino acids. Gene Ontology annotation, biological process: regulation of transcription by RNA polymerase II; developmental process. The transcript has 2 exons. Lineage: Eukaryota; Metazoa; Chordata; Mammalia; Diprotodontia; Vombatidae. The record is from RefSeq and is a predicted model, not a curated record. Gene Ontology annotation, molecular function: RNA polymerase II transcription regulatory region sequence-specific DNA binding; protein dimerization activity; DNA-binding transcription factor activity, RNA polymerase II-specific.
AUGUCAUACACCGUCUAGUUUUCAAUGAUAAGAAGCAAUACUGAGCAGCCCACAUAACAGAAAUGCCUUAAGAAGACAAGUCUUUUUGGGUGACAUCAGAAGAAGCAUAGUGUAGUGAAAAGAACACAGGACUAGAGCCAGAAGAACUCUUACUGUAAAGUUACCAAGAAAAUAAUGGAUAACAAAAACUACUGUAAUCUGACAGACAAAUUGCCCCCCUUUAGUGACUCUCCCCACAUGCAGCUGACUCGGUCCUUCUACCUGGACCCUGUUGUCACUUUCCACCUAUAUCCAGAAGCUCCUGCCCCAUCCCCUUACUCUGAAGACCUGCCAGUUCUCCCUUUUACGCCUGACCAGCUAAUUGUGGAAAACUUUGGAGAUCCUGGUUCCUUCCCUUUUCAAAUGCCAUAUCCCUCUUCUGGAAGAUGUGAAUAUUCCUACGGUCCAGCAUUCAUCAGGAAACGAAAUGAAAGGGAAAGGCAGAGAGUCAAGUGUGUCAAUGAAGGCUAUGCCCAGCUUCGUCAUCACCUACCAGAGGAAUACCUGGAGAAGCGACUUAGUAAAGUCGAAACCCUCCGAGCCGCCAUCAAGUACAUUAAUUACCUGCAGUCUCUUCUUUACAGAGAUGAAAUUGAAAGCAAGAAUAAGCCAGGGAAAAGUCAGGCCAUUGUGGCAACUACCAGUCACCAGAUGGACCCCAUUUUUAAAAUUGUGUAAGUAGGGCCACGGUCUUAAGGGUACAGUGUUUACAGAAUCAUACCAUGUCUCUUACCAAGCUUUAGUUUUGUUAUUAGAAUCCUAUCACCAGAAGCAUCUUUAGAGGUUCAAUCAUCUGUCUGAAUCCUGCUCUACAAAGGAUGCCUGGUAAGGGGUCAUGCAACCUUUACUUCUUUCAAUUACUGUGAAUGGCAGUUGAUCCAGUUUUCAUAACCUCUGAGCUAACCUGGCACUGGGUAGUGGUUAGCUCUGUACAGCAUGUUUGAAAAUGUGUCUUGAGUACUACCAUGGGCUGAUGAGUUGGAGCUUUGAAUAUUGGUUUCUGGAAUUUUAGGAAGGCAGCAGUAGGUCCUAGUGCCUUUCAGGCAUCUGAUUUCUCAACUUAUGUAUGUCUCUGUCCAUUUGUAGCUUCCCAUGGAUUAUUAUUUCAGAGAUUUUUUUUUUAAUGUGGAAGGAGAAGAUUUUAAUUCAUUUGUUGAGGGUCUACUAUAUGAGGACACAGUUGUGGGAGCUGAGGGAGAUACAAAAUUUGGAUAAGACUUAGUUCCUAUCCUCUAUCUAAUCCCACAGACAAAUCACCUGUCUUCCUGAAGCUUCCCCAUAGGAGGGGAAUGUACAUGUCAAUAAUUAUAAUACAAAUAAUACAAGCUAAGUGCAUUAGAAAGAAGUAUUCUGUGAUGUUUCAAAGGGUAGGAAAGGUUGCUACAGACAAGGGAGAAUCUGAGAAGGCUGCUCAGAGAAGAAGACAUUUAAUUUGGGCUUUAGAGCCUGGUUAGGAGUUUGUCAAAUGAAAUAGUACAUUUCCCAGCAACCUUAUGAGAUCAAAUUGGAAAAAUACCUCAGGAAUAGUGGAACAAUGGCCCGGGGCAAAGAGUAGCCCAGGUAGGCUGAAGCAGAAAUUUCACAGCAAGAAAUAGUAUGAGAUGAAGCUGGAAAGGUAGGGUGGAAAAUGAUCCCUGUCCUAAAGGAGAUUAUUUUUGACUGGGGAUAUAACAUAUAAACAUGUAAAAAGUAAAUACGAGAUAAUUUGAGGAGGAUGCCAAACAACGAGGAAGAUCAGGAAAGGUUUCAUGUAAGGAGGUGCUUCCUGAGGAAGCUAAGGAAGCUUUGGAGGAAGCUAAGGAUUCUAAGACGUGCAAAUGAGAGCCUCGAAUGCCAAGUAAAGAAAAGAGUUUGGACUUCUUUUAUCCUGUAGGCAAUAGAGAGCCAGCUACUGAAGAUUUUUGAGUAUAGACAUGAAGAUGGACAUGAUCAUAUCUAUACAUAAGAAAGAUUCUUCUACCAAUGAGGGAGGAAAAAAGAACUGUUUAGAAGUCAUUAUAAUAAUCCAGGGAGCUUGUAACAAGGACCUAUACUAGGUGGUAGCAGUGGCAAUAGAGAGGAGGGCAUAAAUGCUGGAGACAUUAUAGCGGUGGAAUCUACAGGUUGUUGCCCUCACCUUGUCUUUUCAUGAGUUUGAUCAGUCAAAUUGUCAGAUACUUUAAAGAUAUCCUAUAAUAACCAACCAAAAUGAACCUACUUUUGGGGUUUUUUUAGUGUUUUUUUCUUACAUGUAGACAGCUUUUUAAGUCUGUAGUUCUUAUUACUUGGUAAUAAGCAGGAAUCUGAACCUUAUGAACCUUCAUCAUAAGAGAAGCCAAAAAACUAGCUGAGGGGGAAAAGUGGUGGAUAAAGUUAGAGUAAUUUAGAAGAUCCUGCUGCAUUCAAAAUGAUUAUAAAUACAACAGAUCUAAAGUCAACCUUUUCCUAGUCUCCUGUAACAGGUUCUGUCUUCCCACUUCUUUCUCAAUGAUACCAUUGAGUGAUACCACUGAUUCCAUAUUAUUCCCAUUAUUUCUCCCUUGGGGUGUUUUUUUUGGGGGGGGGAAGAGGUUCAUUGUUUUAUGCCAAAUGCUUUGCAAUGUGUUGUAUUUGUGUCUUGAAUAGUCAGUGAAGAGUAUUCUACUGGUAGGGCUCAGACCAUGAUUUAUAUAAUUGAUUACCUCCAGAUAACCCACACUGUAAAUGGGACUCCAAGCCAUAGUUUUCAUGGACGACUUCAGAGGACAUUUGUUACAUUUAAACCCAUUUAGUGCAGACAUUUUGUGCCACUUUAUUUAGUUCUAGGUUAUCUUUGGUCAUGUUUGCUGACUAUUUCCUCAGUAGUAGUCUUGCUUUCCCAACUUCAUAAACUGAAAGCAGAGAUUAUGUCUUCUUUCUCAUGGAUUACUCAAAGAGCUUUCACAGUACUGGACACAUGGUCUUCAACCACUGUGACAUAAGAAAAUGUUUUCUCAGGAGAUGAUUUUUCUUGAUAGUAUUAAUAAGCAAAAUUAUUCUUUUCCUUUUCCAACUGGUUGAAUAAAGUUUUUUUUAAAUGA